Messenger RNA from Elephantulus edwardii (Cape elephant shrew), 1959 nucleotides. RefSeq names its product bromodomain containing 7 (gene BRD7). The coding region runs from base 1 to 1959 and encodes 652 amino acids. The transcript is spliced from 17 exons. Gene Ontology annotation, cellular component: nucleus. Lineage: Eukaryota; Metazoa; Chordata; Mammalia; Macroscelidea; Macroscelididae. The record is from RefSeq and is a predicted model, not a curated record. Gene Ontology annotation, biological process: regulation of transcription by RNA polymerase II.
AUGGGCAAGAAGCACAAGAAGCACAAGUCGGACAAACACCUGUACGAAGAGUAUGUUGAGAAACCCUUGAAGCUGGUCCUCAAAGUGGGAGGGAACGAAGUCACCGAACUCUCCACCGGCAGCUCAGGGCACGACUCCAGCCUCUUCGAAGACAAGAACGAUCAUGACAAACACAAGGAGAGAAAGCGGAAAAAGAGAAAGAAGGGAGAGAAGCAAGUUCCCGGGGAAGAAAAGGGGAGGAAGCGAAGGCGAAUGAAGGAGGAUAAAAAGAAACAGGAUCGAGACCAUGUGGAGAAUGACACGGAAAAAGAGCUCCAUUGUCAGAUCCCUGCUAGACUAGACUUGCCUCCUGAGAAGCCUCUGGAAAGUUCUUUAGCCAAACAGGAAGAAGUAGAACAGACACCUCUUCAGGAAGCUUUGAAUCAACUAAUGAGACAAUUGCAAAGAAAAGACCCAAGUGCUUUCUUUUCAUUUCCUGUGACUGAUUUUAUUGCUCCUGGCUACUCCAUGAUCAUUAAACACCCAAUGGAUUUUAGUACCAUGAAAGAAAAGAUUAAGAACAAUGACUACCAGUCUAUAGAAGAACUUAAGGAUAAUUUUAAACUAAUGUGUACUAAUGCCAUGAUUUACAACAAGCCAGAAACCAUUUAUUAUAAAGCUGCAAAGAAGUUAUUACACUCAGGGAUGAAAAUUCUUAGCCAGGAAAGAAUCCAGAGCCUAAAGCAGAGUAUAGAAUUCAUGGCAGAUUUGCAGAAGACUCGAAAACUAAAAGAUCAGACAGACUUCUCGCAGAACGGAGAAGACAGUGGUUCGUGGCCAAGGGAGAAGGAUGACUUCGGAGCUGCCGAGGCUCAGGCCAUCAAAAGCCCCAACAAGGAAAAUAAAAGGAAAGAUAAAGAAAUGAUUGAAGAUAAAUUUAAAAAUAAUCACUUAGAAAAAGAGCAGGAGCAAAUUGACCGCGUUGUUAAGGAAUCUGGAGGAAAGCUGACCAGGCGGCUGGUUAACAGUCACUGUGAAUUUGAAAGAAGAAAACCAGACGGAACCACCACCCUGGGGCUUCUCCAUCCUGUGGAUCCUGUUGUGGGCGAACCAGGCUACUGCCCUGUGAGACUGGGAAUGACCACUGGAAGACUUCAGUCUGGAGUGAAUACUUUGCAGGGCUUCAAAGAAGAUAAAAGGAACAAAGUAAAUCCAGUGUUAUACUUGAAUUAUGGGCCUUACAGUUCUUAUGCACCACAUUAUGACUCCACGUUUGCAAAUAUCAGCAAGGAUGAUUCUGAUUUAAUCUAUUCAACCUAUGGGGAAGACUAUGAUCUUCCGAGUGAUUUCAGCCUCCAUGAGUUUUUAGCCACAUGUCAGGAUUAUCCAUAUGUUAUGGCAGAUAGUUUAUUGGAUGUUUUAACAAAAGGAGAACAUUCUAAGACCCUACAAGAGCUAGAGACGUCAUUACCUGAAGAUGAAGACCAGACCAGAACACCUGACACAAUAAAAGAUACUGAGGCGGUUAUGGAAAUAGAGGCCACAGAGCAUUUGGACAGCAGUAACCAGGACAGGCUCACAGCGCUGAAAGUGGUCACAAACUUUAGCUGGCCAGUUGAAGUCUUUAGCUCCAGAGAAGCUGAAGUGUUCCAGAGGAAACUUGAUGAGACCACCAAAUUGCUUCGGGAACUCCAGGAAGCCCAAAACGAACGUCUGAGCACCAGACCCCCACCCAACAUGAUCUGUCUUUUGGGUCCUUCAUACAAAGAAAUGCACCUUGCUGAACAAGUGACUAAUAAUCUUAAAGAGCUUGCACAGCAAGUUACCCCCGGUGACAUUGUCAGCAUGUACGGAGUUCGGAAAGCAAUGGGGAUUUCCAUCCCUUCUCCAGUCAGAGAAGACAGCUUUGUCGAUUUAAGAGAAGAUUUUGAAGAUCCUAACAGGAGUAAUGUUGCUGAAUGUGUACCUGAUGGAAAUUAA